AUGGCCGGACCUGAGUGGGAGUCGCUGGAGCAGUGCCUGGAGAAGCACCUACCACCGGCAGACUUGCGGGAGGUGAAGCGCAUUCUUUAUGGCAAGGAGACCAGGAAGCUUGAUCUGCCCAGCAGAGCUUUUGAAGCCGCCUCCGAAGGAGACUUUGAACUGCAGGGAUAUGCCUUUGAGGCGGCCCAGGAGCAGCUUAGAAGACCCCAGAUCGUUCGUGUGGGGCUGGUUCAGAACAGAACACCCCUCCCUGCAGGUGCCCCUGUGGCAGAACAGGUCUCUGCCCUUCACAGACGCAUAGAGUCCAUUGCAGAGGUGGCGGCGAUGUGUGGAGUCAACAUCAUCUGUUUCCAGGAAGCGUGGACUAUGCCCUUUGCUUUCUGUACAAGAGAAAAGCUUCCUUGGACAGAAUUUGCCGAGUCAGCAGAGGACGGGCCCACCACCAGAUUCUGUCAGAAGCUGGCAAAGAAGCAUGACAUGGUGGUGGUAUCCCCCAUCCUGGAACGAGAUGAAGAGCAUGGGGAUGUUUUGUGGAACACUGCCGUGGUGAUCUCCAAUUCUGGAGCAGUCCUGGGAAAGACCAGGAAAAACCACAUCCCCAGAGUGAGUGAUUUCAAUGAGUCAACUUACUACAUGGAGGGAAACCUGGGCCACCCCGUGUUCCAGACGCAGUUUGGAAGGAUCGCAGUGAACAUUUGCUAUGGGCGGCACCACCCCCUCAACUGGCUCAUGUACAGCAUCAAUGGGGCUGAGAUCAUCUUCAAUCCAUCGGCCACCACUGGAGCACUCAGUGAGUCCCUGUGGCCAGUCGAGGCCAGAAACGCAGCCACUGCCAAUCAUUGCUUCACCUGUGCCAUCAACCGCGUGGGUGAGGAGCACUUCCCGAAUGAGUUUACCUCUGGAGAUGGAAAGAAAGCUCACCAGGACUUUGGCUACUUUUAUGGCUCAAGCUAUGUGGCAGCCCCUGACAGCAGCCGGACUCCCGGGCUGUCCCGUAGUCGGGAUGGGCUGCUGGUUGCUGAGCUCAACCUCAACCUCUGCCGGCAGAUGAGUGAUGUCUGGAAUUUCAAGAUGACGGGCAGAUAUGAGAUGUAUGCACGGGAGCUUGCCGAGGCUAUCAAACCCAACUACAGCCCCACCAUUGUGAAAGAGUAG
Molecule: messenger RNA, 1155 nt
Organism: Cynocephalus volans (Philippine flying lemur)
Lineage: Eukaryota; Metazoa; Chordata; Mammalia; Dermoptera; Cynocephalidae
Gene: UPB1
Product: beta-ureidopropionase 1
Exons: 10
Coding region: 1-1155 (384 amino acids)
Molecular function (GO): beta-ureidopropionase activity
Source: RefSeq, a predicted model, not a curated record